GAUCACUGAUCUACGCCACCGAGAUCCAGGAACGAAGGCGCUGUUGUAAUAAACUCGAACGUGUUUUCUGCUUCCGACAAUCAGUAUGCUCGAGCCUGUCGGAUAAGUUGGUUGCUUCCCACUCGUACGGUCGACAGCUUGACAGUUCUUCACAGUUCCUCGAUUCGGUCUCGAACAAAUCGCGCCAAAUCGUCGUUUCACCUGUAUCGUUCGGGACUGCCCACUUAAGACAGUGCCUUGGCCGGUCUCACGAACAGCAGCAAUUGUCAGACACCGUGUUCUUCGCAGAAAUGAGAAUUCCCUCGAUCCGAAACGCAACAUCGGCGCGUCCCGAGAAAUUUUCAAAAUUACCCCGCAACGAUUCAUGUUCGCAGAAACGUUCUUAGCCCGGUGGUCGCGGGCAUGUGCGUGGCGUUCGCGCUGAAAAAACGAAGACAAGAGGAAACAAAAGUUGAAAGUCACGAGCGGGACCGACCGACCGACCGACCGAGAGGUUUCGAGACUCGGCGAAAAGACGAGUAGGGGAGACAAAAGCGAGGAAGGGUUACCGUGGCGAGGGGCCCCGGGGGGUCGAAGGGGGUCCAAAGGGGUCCAAACUUCGAUAUUCUCUCAGCGGCGGUCCUGCGGAUCUCCUCUCCUCAAGAAAAAAACUCACCGGACUGGUUUUAAAGAGGGCCAGGUCGAGAGAGAGAGGAUGCGGGACAUUUAACGACUUGAUCUUGGCGGUGUCUAGAAAUCUGUGAGGUCGGAUGAGAGCGGCGCGCAAGAAAUCAUUAAGAGGACGGAUCGCUUGCGCGGGGUACCUGUGCACGGCUCAUCCACGGCCGGUUGAUACAAUUAGCGGCUGGACGCUCGUCCCAUGACAGUGAACUGCCGGAGAAGGAGAAAGUGCAAGUAUGCGGUCCUCGUUAUCGCAGCGUAUUUAGCGAUUGUGUCAUCGCUAACGGGCCGAGGAGACGCGAACACGCGGCUCUCCGACGGGCACGCCAGUUGAUAAGAGCUCGACGAGCGAUAGCAUGGACUCCGUCGACCUAAUCGGACCUUCGAUGUCAACUCCAUGACUCGUUUCUAAGCUCGGUGACCCGUAUAUAGUCUCAGAGAAGAGGAUCUUCGUCGUUUCGGUACUUUUACACAUUCGAUUAUCAUCAUGUCCCUGCCGGAUGUGAUGUAAAGACUCGGCUACCGUGUCAGCUGCGUUGUCGGUCACGAUUUUCGUGCAACACCAUCCAGCGAGAUCUGUAAAACGGAGCACCGUGAGACGUUCGUACCGAUCAAGAUGACUUCCGUGCUACCGGAAGAGGAGAGCAGAGCCGUCAAGCUGAAGCAGAAACUGAUGAACGACGUCCGCGGGAAGGAGGAGGCGCGCUCAUUUCUCAGCUUCUCCAGGGAGAACCUCAGCAUCUCGCAGUCAGAGCUCGAGCAGGGCUUCAACAAGCAAUGGUUCCGGCCUCGCAGGCACACUCUUCUGAGUGUCCUCGCGAUCGCAAUCGCCGUUCUCUGCCUGGGCCUGGAAACGUGGAAGCUCCGCUGCUCCCUGACGAAUGCGAGGCAGAUCGAGGAGCUGAAGCGGGACGUGGAGACCUUGAAGCACCGGUUCCUCGAGCAGGAUCUCCUGGACGAGCUGAAAGCGUUCGAGGAGCAGCUGUAUGCCGGCGAGCCGAGCGACGAGGACGACGACGACGACGACGAGGACGAUGAUUCUGGAGAAGCGGACAUCGGCAACGCCGACUACGAUAUCGCGUACGAUGUCGACGACGAUGAUGCCGGUUCAACCUCGACGGAACGUCAUGCGUUUUCUUCUCCCAGCAACGAGGCCGGUUCGUUCUUCCUGUUACCGCCGCCGAAAUUUGCAGCCAGACCCUCCGAAUUCCCGGAUUAUCCGUCGACGAUCGCGCCAGUGCCGUCUCCUACGCAGCCUCCGAGCGCUGAUAAGGCGAUGAUGAAGUUGCUGACAGCGGUCCGCAAGGCUGAGGCUAAGCAUGGCCAGGAUUCGACGGCGAGUACCCGAGAUGGUGGUCACAGGAAUCCGGAAAAGGGUCAUAGCUUGGAAGAGCAGGACGGGAAGAAGUCUUCUGAACAGAAAGGGGAACAACCAAAAAUUAGUACCAAACAAAAAAGAGACGUUCCAGGUAGCAAAGAGGCGAUACCCCGGAAGAAAUUGGGCCGGAAGAGAUACAUCAGGGCCAGGCAUUCGAGCAAAAGACAUUAUGCUCAUUCUGCAAUGGGGAAUCAACAGGAUCCAAAUGCACAGAGUCUUGUCGAGACGCAGUCGACAGAGCCCGCGCAGAGUCUGGAGAUGUCCGGACAUGCCCUCGCUGCUCACUACAGCGCCGAUAGCCGAUUGCCAGGUGUUAGCGAUUGCCGGCACAGAUGCAGGAAUUGCAAUUUGACGGCGGUCGGACAAUGUCACAGGGACAGGAUAUUCACCGCGUGGCGAGCCACCGGUUGGAUGCACGGGGCGCUGAUGCAACACUUCCAUAUGCAGAACGACGGCAGCCUCAUAAUACACAACAACGGGCUGUACUUGGUCUACGCGCAGAUCCAUUACGUGGAUACGGUCCACGCGGCUGGGUUCAGGCUGGAGGUGAACGAUCGCGUAAUCUUACAGUGCUCGGUGGCCAGAACCGGUACGAAGAUAGAUCAAUCCUGCUUCUCGGCCCAGGUGACAUUGCUCAGGAAGAACGAUUCUUUGACCCUUAAAGAGAUCGAAGAAUCCCCGCGGGGCGCCAUACUCGAGGACAUAGACAGUUUCUUCGGUGUGGUCAAGUUAGGGGAUAUCCCAUGACCGACGUGACAUUGAGCGACGUUUCUCUAUUUUACCGCGGUAUAAUUUUACAAUGUGUUCUUGAUUUUCCACGAUCCAAAGAGUGCGCGAGAGUGAGAGCGAGAAGAACUGAUCUUAUAAUCGUCGUCGUAAGCCGCAAGUAAGCUAUCGCGUUGCAGAAACGGGAUUCGGUGUGUCACGGCAAACCCGCCGGCAAAUCGAUGCCUUCUCACGGUACAACCUCGCCCGACGACUGUUUAUCGGGAUGAGAUCGCCGGGCGAGUGCAUCAGGUCGACGAUGAAGUUCGGCUUGAGCAGCUUCGACGGGAACGCCGUUUGACGAUGAUCCACGGGCACCGGGCUAUGUUUGUACGCCGACUUCUGUACUUGCAACUUUAGAAAUUCCGGACUCGACGGGUUUCCCGCUAUGUAGGGCUGGAACGACGUCUCCUCGGCUGGGUCCUUUGUCUACAAAGUUGUUUCUUUUGUUAGUCUUUUUUUUUUACAUUGCAUCGAAUGCAGACUGUUUUAUUUGAACAUCUGUGGCGAAAGACAUUUUCAAAUAGAGCAUUCUGUAUCACAAAGAAAUUCAGGUAUUACUUCGGGCACAGCUAUUUCGAUCCAAGCCUUCCCGUACUCUCCCCGUACCAAAGCAGCGGGUAGAUGCACCCUAUCCGCGAUAACUUUAAACAGCAAGGCCCUCUCGAGGUACGAACCGAUGCGCAAAGAGCCUAACGGUAUCACACUAGUCUCUAUGGCGACUUUGAUCUCCUUCAAAUGGAUUUCCAGCUGAUGAUCGAUACAGUCGAUAAAUUGAUCAGGUCCCGACAUUUGCUUGGCCACGAAUUUGGCCAACAUUACAGCACGUGAAGCCACGAAGCUCAUGUUUGCCAAUCCCGGCUUCGCCUGGGAUGCUCUAUGUGAACGAUGUGCAAUGGUUAUCGAAGAAUAUAAUAAACGAGACUCGAAUAUCUUAUAA
Molecule: messenger RNA, 3743 nt
Organism: Megalopta genalis
Lineage: Eukaryota; Metazoa; Arthropoda; Insecta; Hymenoptera; Halictidae
Gene: egr
Product: TNF superfamily member 12 eiger
Biological process (GO): immune response
Cellular component (GO): membrane
Molecular function (GO): receptor ligand activity; tumor necrosis factor receptor binding
Source: RefSeq, a predicted model, not a curated record